Molecule: messenger RNA, 1267 nt
Organism: Loxodonta africana (African savanna elephant)
Lineage: Eukaryota; Metazoa; Chordata; Mammalia; Proboscidea; Elephantidae
Product: olfactory receptor 6C74-like
Exons: 1
Coding region: 311-1267 (318 amino acids)
Biological process (GO): G protein-coupled receptor signaling pathway
Cellular component (GO): membrane
Molecular function (GO): G protein-coupled receptor activity; olfactory receptor activity
Source: RefSeq, a predicted model, not a curated record
UGCAGGAGUUACUUCUUACCAUUUUGCACAAAACUUUAAACAGAAAAUAAAAAAGUCAUUCUCCUGCAAGAUAAAGAAGAGGGAGUUUAGAAAAUGAGUGUCCAGAGAAGGAGCUGAAAUAAGCAGGAUCAAUCCUGGGUGCUGUCUGCUUUGUGAAAUGGUUAAAAUCAUGCAAGAGAGAGCUUACGAAUUUCAAUUGGGUUACUUUAUUCUUCAUAUUACUUUUAAAUUUAUACUCAUUGACUCGACGGCACUGCGUGGUUUGGGUAAUGCUAUUUCAACUUAGAAUUUUUUUUUUCCCCCAGCUCUGAUGGAAUUCAGAAGAAAUUUAACCAUGAGAAACCAUACAAAGGUGAAAACAUUUAUUCUUGUAGGACUAACCACUGAUCCAAACUGGCAAAUUGUAAUUUUCCUUUUACUAUUUCUAACAUAUUUAUUGAGUGUCACUGGAAAUCUGACCAUUGUCCUGCUCACGCUAUUGGAUUCCCAACUCAAAACACCCAUGUAUUUCUUCCUUCGGAAUUUUUCAUUUUUAGAAAUGUCAUUCACAUCCGACUGGAUCCCCAGGUACCUGCUCAGCAUAGUGACUAAGAAUAAAACGAUUUCCUAUGAUGCUUGUAUGACACAAUUGUUUUUUGCCAUUUUCCUGGGCGCAUCAGAGUUUUUCCUGUUGACUGCCAUGUCCUAUGAUCGCUAUGUGGCCAUCUGCCAACCCCUUCACUAUGUGACGAUCAUGAACAACAGAGUCUGUACCCAGCUGGUUGUUACCUCUUGGUUGGGUGGGUUGUUAGCAAUCUCUCCUGGGCUUAUCUUGUGCUUGAGGUUGGAAUUCUGUGAUGCCAACAUUAUUGACCACUUUGGCUGUGACUAUUCUCCUGUCCUGAAACUCUCCUGCUCAGACACACGGUCCAUAGAAUUGUUAGGUUUUAUUUCAGCCAUUGUCAUACUGCUGAUUACGCUGGCACUGGUGAUACUCUCCUAUGCAUAUAUUCUGAGAACAAUUCUGAAGAUCCCCUCUGCCCAGCAGAGGAAGAAGGCUUUUUCCACCUGUUCCUCUCACAUGAUUGUUGUCUCUAUCUCUUAUGGCAGCUGCAUUUUUAUGUAUAUGAAACCUUCUGCAGAAGAGAGGGUCGCUUUAAACAAGGGGGUAGCAGUGCUCAACAAUUCAAUUGCACCUCUCUUAAAUCCUUUCAUAUAUACCCUAAGAAAUAAGCAAGUAAAACAAGCCCUGAAGGACAUGAUUAAAAGACGUAUAUUUAGUACUUAA